Messenger RNA from Symbiodinium sp. CCMP2592, 1545 nucleotides. NCBI's taxonomy places the organism in Eukaryota, Dinophyceae, Suessiales, Symbiodiniaceae. The record is from the annotation of a GenBank genome assembly.
AUGUCUGCGAAGAGCAGUUGCUUUCGACGGAUUGUGCUGGUGCCACAGCCCAGUGCAACAACUUUCAAUAGGGAAGUUGAGAAAAUUCAGAGUGCACUUUGUGACAUCACUUUCACCGAGAGCAGUCCAGAGCUGUACAGCAUGCAGACGGAAUCAAAGCUCGACUGGUUUGAUGUUUUGAUGCCGAUGCCCCCACCGCAAUCGCCGAACCGCCGAUACUUCUCCCUUCUCGUAGGUCCACGGAGCGAUGGCGGCUUGGUGGAAAGCUUGCAUGCUGCCAGCGAGGCGGUGCAGAAUUGGACGCAAACAUGGGAGAGUUCCAUGGACUCCAAGGACCAAGCAUUCGCGCGACUGGCCUUCAUUUUUCUUGUUGUAAAUGUUGCUGGUGGCCUGGUUCUCACCGCAUUCUACUACAAUUUCACUGCCUUCGAGGUCUACAUCAUGUCACUUUUCUGGGCCGGUAUUAUUUCCAUACCGCUGUACCAAGUGAAGAUCAGCAUCAUCGACUUGAUUUUCUCCCUUACGUUGCGAGAGACGUUUCGCCUGACGCGAGUGGUGGAGACAAACCCUCCGCAGGACAGAAUUCUGGUUGGGGUGUCCAAGCUGCCAAGAUUCCAUUGGCUGCAUGUGGACGAGCCCGAGAGCUGCUGCCCCGGCUCGCAGCACCCGGAAAGUUGCGGAGCUGUGGAGCUGAUGUCCUCCAGCGAGUUGCGGCGGGGCGCCCAGUCCCAGAGACCGCGCCGCUGGAUCUGUGUCUCUGCCGGCGCCAGGAGAAACGUCGAGGAGAAGGGCAAGGCUCACUGGACCCUCCCUGUUGAACCCUUCGCCCAGUGCACCCAUCCUGGUGCCCCUUUCGGGCAGCGUGUGCGGCUUGACAUCAUUAGUGAGAUGAACGCCGUUCUGAGUGGCCUGUUUUUCCUGGCCGCGCUGCUGGUUCCGUUGUCCGUUAUCUUUGGUCUCCUCAGUCACCAUCCUGGAGGAGGUCUCACUCUCGACAAAGCCUUUGCGUGGCAUCCCAUCCUGAUGUCGAUUGCCUUCCCAUGCCUGAUGGUGCUCGGGCGAUGGGUCUACGUCACAGACAUCAUCGAAGAGAAGGGCCUCAGGCGUGCUUUGCAUGGAAGCAUCAUGGCGCUUGCCGCGCUCGUUGCGAUGGGAGGCUAUGUGGCGAUGUUCAAAGCCCAUUGGCCAAUCAAGCAGUACUUCGGCUACAACUUCACCACUCAGAAGUGGGCCGCUCCAGCCCGUGUCAUCCAUGACCUUAUCGGCUACAGCACUCUCCUGCUCGUGCUGUUUCAAGCGGCCAUCGGUAUGGUGAAGAUCGUCAAACUGCAGAACAAGAUCAAGUCCUUCACCUUUCACGGCACUUUGGGUAAGGUCAUCAUGGGCUUGUCUGCAGUGAACAUCUUGGUGGCCUGCACUUUCUGGAAAUGGACUACAGGCUACAAGAUCCUUGUCGUCGUCCUUACCAUCGCCGCAACUGCUCUCGGCGUGUUGACCCCUUCGGCUCCACCAAAGGAUGAGCAUGUCCGAGACACCACGAUUUGA